AUGCCUACAACGCAGCGAUCCAGAAGUCUCUCGCAAAGUCCCGAGCCUUCAUCCCACAAGAGCAGCAAUUGCUCUACGCCUCCCAAAAGAGGUAAAGCAAGCGCAAAGGAUGCCGAGUGGUCUGAGGUUACAGACCCGGAAGAAAGGAGGCGGAUACAGAACCGCAUUGCACAACGCAAGUUCCGGGGCAAAGUUAAAGAGCAAAAAGAAAAGGCAGAGCGUGAAGCAAAAGACAAAGAAAAUGCUGGCAACAGCUACCGUAUUCCCGAAGCAGACGAUAUCGACACAGAGCCAGAACCGUCAGGUCUGCCAUGGGGCAGCGUGAGCCUGAGUCACAUCGUAUCCCGGGGACAUGAAGCUGAAAGCCGAAAGAGCAGCGGGCAGGGAACAUACCUAGAAGACAGCUUUGUCGCUAGGAAUUAUUCCUCAUCCUUCAGCUCAGACGUGCGCCAAACUGCUAGUUAUGGCAGCAGCGGAGCCAACGAUAACUACUUGGAUGAGAAUUCCUACGUUUACGAUGGGCCUAGCUUUGGCCACCCUUAUCCCAUGCUUCCAUGA
Messenger RNA from Trichoderma virens Gv29-8, 558 nucleotides. RefSeq lists its product as uncharacterized. NCBI's taxonomy places the organism in Eukaryota, Fungi, Ascomycota, Sordariomycetes, Hypocreales, Hypocreaceae. The transcript is spliced from 2 exons. Gene Ontology annotation, molecular function: DNA-binding transcription factor activity. Bases 1 to 558 code for a protein of 185 amino acids. Gene Ontology annotation, biological process: regulation of DNA-templated transcription. The record is from RefSeq and is a predicted model, not a curated record.